This is a messenger RNA of Passer domesticus (house sparrow), 2317 nucleotides long. RefSeq names its product dCMP deaminase (gene DCTD). NCBI's taxonomy places the organism in Eukaryota, Metazoa, Chordata, Aves, Passeriformes, Passeridae. Gene Ontology annotation, molecular function: zinc ion binding; dCMP deaminase activity. Gene Ontology annotation, biological process: pyrimidine nucleotide metabolic process. The record is from RefSeq and is a predicted model, not a curated record. The transcript is spliced from 7 exons. Bases 329 to 1069 code for a protein of 246 amino acids.
GGGCUCGGCUGUCAGCCCUGCAUUGUGCUGGGGAAACGUGAACAAAAGUUCUGCUUUACGGGUUGAUUGUUUCCAGGCUUGCUGAGGUCGGAGUUCGUGGGGGAUUAGUUGGUGUUUUACCUCAGAAUCACGGAAUCACUGAGGUUGGAAAAGUCCUCUGAAAUCACGGACUCCAACCCCUGACCGAACACCGCUUUGUCACUUAGACCACGGCACUAAGUGCCACGUUCAGUCUUCCUUUAAACACCCCCAGGGACGGUGACUCCAGACCUCCCUGAACAGCCUGUUCCAAUGCUUCGCAACAUUUUCUGUGAAGAAAGUCCUCCUCAUGUUCAACCUAAACCUCCCCUGGCGCAGUUUAAGACUGUGUCCUUUAAUCCUGACACUGGUUGCCUGGGAGAAGAGGCCGAUCCCCACCUGGCUACAGCCUCCUUUCAGAGCCAUAAAAAAGCCAAGGCAAGUGAACAGAACACCAGUGGUAACAAGAGAUCAAAGGUCCUUUGUGAGCACUGCUGAGCAGCUACAUAUGCCACACACUGAAGCAUCCUGCAAAAAAAGAGAGGAUUAUUUGGAAUGGCCUGAAUAUUUUAUGGCAGUAGCUUUUCUGUCAGCACAAAGAAGUAAGGAUCCAAGCUCUCAGGUUGGUGCCUGCAUUGUAAAUUCAGAAAACAAGAUUGUUGGAAUUGGAUACAAUGGGAUGCCUAAUGGUUGCAGUGAUGAUGUACUGCCCUGGACAAGAACAGGAGAAAAUAGACUAGACACAAAAUAUCCUUAUGUGUGCCAUGCCGAAUUGAAUGCCAUCAUGAACAAAAACUCAGCUGAUGUGAAAGGCUGCAGCAUGUAUGUUGCCUUAUUUCCUUGUAAUGAAUGUGCAAAGCUCAUCAUCCAGGCAGGCAUAAAGGAAGUUAUUUUCAUGUCUGACAAGUACCAUGACACUACAGAAAUGACAGCUGCACGGCGGAUGUUUGAUUUGGCAGGUAUUAUAUAUAGGGAAUUCAAGCCAAAGUGUAACAAGAUCAUCAUCGACUUUGAUUCAAUUAACAGCAGACCAAGUCAGAAGCUUCUGUGAAUUAUGUCUCGUUAAGUCUUUAGAAGAGUGUGAUUAUCCUUUUCUAAAAAGCUUCUAAUGCCUUUCAUCUUGAAGUUACUUGCAACUUUUUAAUGGUUUCUAUAGCUAAAGUAGACUUAUAAGAAAUCCAAGGCAUAAAAUGUCCCGCUCACUUCAUCUUGUCAUGUGGAAUCUAAAUCUACUUAAAAUUUUUUGAUGCCUUUAUCAAAACUGCUUAAAAAAUAGAGACAUGUAGAUGAAACAAUCUAAGUAAAGAAAACUGUUCUGAUUCUUCCUGUAUUCAUCGCCACAUGCUCUGGUGGGCUGUCAGCACAGAUUUACCCUCAGUUUAACAGCAGUACUUGUAACCAGUAGUAAGGUGGAAUAUGCUAAUAGAUGUUGGUCUCUCUGUUGGAUAUGUGGAUCUUCACAGUUGAUCCUAAUAAAGAACAAAAAAUGUUAUCCGUGCAAAUGCUAAUCUUCCAACUAGCAUAACACUAAUAUUUAAAAGGUUUUACAGCUUUAGGAAUGUGUGCCAUUCUGCUUGUUACCCAACAAAUGAAAUGCUGACUUUUCUUUUAAUUGCUAUCUGACAUUGCCAUACUUGGGGAGGGUUGAGAGAGGAAGCUGUUCUGAGAAUUGUCCAUGCCUGAGUGAGCUUUACAGGUGAUUUCAAAUCCUUGUUUUCCCCAAGACUCCAGAACUGAAGGGGCUUGAGGGAGUAAAUAAUUUGGUGCUUUACCUCUGGGACUUUUACACUGAGUUUGUUUUCAUGUGCAAAAGAAAUUAAUUUUAUUGGUAUAAGCUGUUCCUAGAUAAUCCAACAUAGCUCAGUCUUAAACUCCACCUGUAAAGUAACUGAAUCAUUUUUUGUCCUUUGAGAGAAAUUGGAGAUACUCAACCCAUAUCCAUAUCUGUGCCAAAAGAUGUAAUUGCGGUGUUAGCUUGUUUCCCAGUGCUGACAUAGUACCUCCAUUUUCAUAAAUGUUGCCUAAAAUAAUAUCCUUUUUAAUUUUAUCUUGAGAUCUGGGAAUAGAUUUGAGUUCAUUUUCUCUAAUUUGAUUUUUAAAAAUUAAGUAUGCCUAAUGGCUUUGUUUAGAUAACAUUGGUGGUUGGUUGUUUUGUUGUUUUUUUGUUUGGUUGUUGUUAUUUUUAAUGUGGUUAUAGUUCAAUGAGCUUUUAUUUUCUCUACAAAAGCUUUGUUUCAUAUUUUGGGACAUUAUGUAAUUUGGCUUCAUACCAGUAUUAUUAAAGUCUUAUUAAAAUCCA